UUCCUGAUCUUGAAGCGCCCUGUAAGAUGAAAUAACUGAAUAGCCAAUCUGGGGCAGUGGUAAUGAUACUCUUGAUCACUUUAACCAAUACUGUUCAUUCAAAAUUUGAUAUGCCUGACUAUAUACUGUUCGUACUCACUAAUGGGAAGCAAUUUUUCUGAGAGUUUGCCUCAACAGUGUGUUAAUUUAGACUUUCAUUUGCAGCAUUUUAUCUGUCUAUCUCAUGUUCCUGCUGUUUACUGCAGCGCAGGCUUUUCUCGGAUUGAUGUUUCUUUCCCUCUUUUUUCAGUGCUUUUGGUAGAAAAGAGGAAUCUCCAGUCUCGCCUUUAUAUAGUCUCAGACCUAGAAAGGCAAGUACGAAAGAACACAAUACCUGAACUUCUUGACACUAAGCUCUACUGGUUAUUUGAGGAUAUAUAUGGUUUCUCUUGCCUGAAUCAUUAUGUUUGGUGAUGUACUGAGAAUAAUUUAAAGUUGAAAGAUUUUUGAAUGUUCUUGAGGGGCUAUAGAAAGAAUCAAGGGGUUCCUUUGUAGCUUAUUUUAUUCUAAUCUUGUGAACAGAGGGAGACUGUGGUUCUUUUGGAUGAUGAUGAUGAUGAGGUUCUGGAGACACUAGAUUGUGCAAAUGAAACACGUGAUGAAUGGUAAGUUCAGCUUCAAAUGGUGCUUUCUCCUUUUGUUCUGUUUUGUUUUCUUUUGCCUGGUUCCAUAGAUUAACAAGCAAUUGAUUUUCCCUGUGACCUUCAGCCUGAAAGAUGCUAAAAUCUACUACCCGUCUAGGUAUGUUUAAAUUUGUAAAUUGGGCAUAGUUAAGUUAAGAAGGUCAAACCAGGGAUGGUCCAGGAUGCGACUAUUGACUUCUUGAUGUUGAUGUAGGGAUGAUCCAGAAUGUGUUGAAAUCUGUUUCCAGGAUAUAGACUGUCUGGCUCCUGAAAGUUUCUUGACAUCACCUAUCAUGAACUUUUACGUACGGUAAAGUGAACUUCAUCCUGGUUACCUUCUGUUUUACGGUGCAAACUGGUAGAUCUUAUUACCAAGAACCAAAGAUACUCCGAACACAACCAAUCAGGAAUAUGAAAGCCUAUCAUACCAAUAGGAUACCACAAAAGGGCUUUUCUUGCCACUAUAUGGGUGUCAGUUAGAAUGACCAUCUUAAUUAGUUCAGUGAUGGAACUAUGUGUAAUUUUAGAUGGGCUACAGUAGGCCCUUCAGUAUAUAAUGUGGUUCUCAUAUGUUUAUUCAUAUGUUAAGAAAACAUUAUAAAGUGACAAGAUAACUGACUAUUAUAAAGCACAAAGCUUUUCUCCAUUAACUGGUUAACGGUGUUUGCGAGUAAUGGAAUUCACUUUUGCCAUCUCCUAAGUGAUAGAAACAGAGCUGUUUAUUGGGUGUAGCUGGUAAUUGUGGUGAAUGUUUCAGCCUUUCAUCCUUGUUCAUCACUACUUGAAUCUGGAAUAUUGAGGUGGAGUACUGUCCACGUUUUUAUUUUAUCUCUUGUUUAGGUACCAAGAGAUGCAGGCUUCUCCAUCACAAAAGGCUACUUGUGAUUAUCACAUAUUUAAUACAUUCUUCUACAACAAGCUUAAACAGCAGUUGUCACGAAAGGUAGUUGAAUUGAUUGCUUCAGAACCGUGGCUGUCUGGGUAUGUGAUGUACUAUUGUUCACCUGUCAUCCACUUUCAUGUGUAGGGAGGUGAAAAGGAAUCCCUCUUUGUCAAGUUUAGAAGAUGGUGGAAGGGUGUGAACUUAUUUGAGAAGGCAUACAUACUGAUUCCUAUACACGAAGAGUAAGUUUCUUUUCAGGUUCAUUGUACAGUUUCUCUAGUUGCUGAUUGCUGCAAGUUGUCAGCUUCCAUUUCGUAUUUGAAGCUCGUUAAAAAUGAAAAAAGUGACUUGCUUCCCAAGCUCCCUUCUUCCCCUUGAUUUGGCGUAAUCGUGUUAUUAUUCAUGGGUGCUGAUAUAUCAGUCUACACUGGAGCUUGGUGAUCAUCUGUUUCCCAGAGAAGAAGGACAACAGAUCAGGACCAAUGUUGCUUCAUUUGGACUCAUUAAAGCUCCACUAUAGCAGAGUUGUUUUGGAGGAUAUAACUAGGUGAGAUUAAAAAUACCUUGGAAUUGGGCAGACUUACUUUUGUAACUUGGUAUUGGCUGUUUCUGGUCUUUAGUAACUAUUCAAAUAGUUAAAAUAGAUCUCUCACAUCACAAUUUAUUUGUCAUUAUUCAGUGAAAAAAUUAUUUGUCAUUGAAUAACAUCUCCUGCCAAUUGCAAUAUCAAUUCACAGCUUUUUGAGAGAAGAAUGGCAAUAUUUACAUCAAGAAGUUGCUCGUCAGUCAGAUGUUGAGAUCUCUGACAAAAUAUGGAAGCGUCUUCAUAACAUUUCUUCAAGAAGAAUCGAGGUAAACAAGUGCCCCGAGUUUCAAUAUCAUAUGAUGUUUGUGUUCUAGGAUUGAUCGAGUCCAGCAGCUCAUGUAUGUAUUCUGAAUCCUAAAUCAAAAUGCCUACCAGGUUCCACAACAGAAAAAUGAUUAUGAUUGCGGUAUCUUUGUACUUUAUUUCAUGGAGCGCUUCAUUGACGAAGCCCCGGAGAGGCUGAAAGAAGUGGAUCUGGACAUGGUAAAUUUUUCUUCACACCCACACACUUUAAGAUUUAUAAUUUUUUCAGUCUCUAGUUUUCCAUGUCAUCUGAAUAAAACCUACGAAAACUAAUGCUAUCACAUAUAUACAAUUCUUUUGGUUGCAGUUCGGCAAGCAAUGGUUCAAACCUGAAGAGGCAUCUCGCUUGAGAAAGAAAAUAAGAGAUUUGCUCAAGACCGAGUUUCGUAAAUUAAGAAAGCGCAGCAUUGCUUGCGAAUCAUUGGCUGUCCCUUCCGGAGGAUCAACUUCAGCAGAAAACAGUAAUUCAACUGAGUCGUCCUGACUUUGUACAGCUCAGAUUCAGGGUAAAGAAGACAACAAUGAGUUGCCUAUGUACAUCCCGAGAAAGAGGAGAGGAAAAUUGUGGAUACCCAUUUUAUCUUGGGCUUGAAAUAACAAUAGGUAGAGUAAGAUCGAGUUCUGAAGCCCCUCUUCUCUUUCUCUCUUUUUACGGGUUUUGGCUUCACCAUCAAAGACAAAAGUGUACAGAUAUAGGGGAAGUACAGCAGUUGCGGGAAUUUUGGCACAUAAAGACAGAGUAGUGUCCACCAUUCUUAGCAGUUCAAAAGACUGUUGUACCUCUCUGGAUGAUCAUCUUUUCAUACAUGAAGUACAAUAGCCCUCCGUUUUUGCAAUUCAUUUCUAGAGACACAAGCAGUGUGGAGGGAGGAAAGGUGAAGGGUUGUUUUCUUUUUUCGUAAUGGUGAGCAGGUUAAUGGUGGCCUCUAACACCACGUCCUUCAAAGCUGGUCUCUUCUUCCCAGCAUUGCUUCAUGAUCCCUGCCAGCGACUCUGGAGAGUGCUCCGGUCGAAUGUUCUGCGUAUUCGCCGCAGCAAUUUUAGCAAUCAAAAUGGACAAAACACCAUGCUUGCCUACUCUAUACAACUUAGUGUCUGCUGGUUUUUGUUUACCUUACGAAUGGCCGGAGAAGUCUGGUGAGAGAAUCCGAAGUGGGUAAAGGGUGCAUCGCAGCAGUAAAUCUCAAAAAUUAUGUGUUCCCAACUUAAUUACUUUAUUAUAUAUUUGGGAUUUGGAUGGAUUUGUGGGGUGGGAGUUAUACUUAGGUAGUUAGGUAUCCGAAAAUGGGCAUGGUUUCACGAAUUGAAAAUGGAAAUGAGGAUAGAUUUAGCAAACCUUCAUCUUAAACCCGCCAAAUUACCAUCUCUAAUUGCACACAAUUCUACUAAAAUUAUCGACUACUUAGGCCCCUUGUACUUUCGCUUCAAUCAACAACACACCCCUCAACUUUCAUUUUUACAAACCUCUUCUCUUGACUUUACCGAACACACCGUCUUUUUGCGAUAACAAACCGUUAGUGAUGGGUCAAGGUCAACAAAUAAGGAGGGGGGAAUCUGAAGAAGAAGAGAGAAAAAAAAUCCUCUUACCAGAUCAAAACUAAGUCAAUUACCCAUAAGAGUUCAACAGAACGACAUACAAACAACAGUACAAGCUCCCCAAUAAGAGACAGAAAAAGAAACACCAUCAAAAAGUCAUGCUUCAUCUGCAAUAUGAUUCCGUAAAGCAACAUCCAAAAUGGUGGCCGAUGCAGUUUCUUAACAGGCCUAAAGAAUCAAAAAAUUCCUUUACAUCACAUGCGGUAUUGGAUCAUUGGUUACUUGUCAAACUCAGUGUGUGGUCUCAGUGCUCAGUAGUAUAGCAAAAAUUCUAUACGUUGGUAUUAUCUAAACGCACCAAUACGAUCACGAAUCAUUUACGUAGUUCCUGCAGCGGGGUGGGGUUGGGGAGUUUUCCUCAGUAUGGGAAUAACCUUUUGCGGUUCUUCUUCUUCUUCUCAGGAGUGGCAAGUAUUGCUUUCACCCCAUAUGUAGUCAUCUGGAAGUUCUCAAAGGCCUGAGAAACUACUUCCACCUGUGUGACAAGGAAAUUCGGCACCGGGUUUUGGUUCAUAUCAGGAGAGACCCAUUCAUUUGUCACAUGAAACCAAGAAAUGUUACCCUUGCAAAUUUCUUUCUUCAAAAAUAAGCAUAGAACAAAUUUACUAACCAGUUCAGGCUUCUUGGCGUACACGCUCACGAUCUUGUCCUGACAAACAGCAGGGACUAAGUGACUGAUGCGCUCCACUGGUAUCGUGAAUCUGUCCGUGCUGUCAUAGUCCUGAGAAAGGAAUAGAUCAAAGGAAAAGUCAAUGUGAUUGGAAGCUUCAAAUAUUGUAUGUGCUUGGCAAUGAAUACUGAUCUACACUCUCUAGUGGAAGCCAUGAUUGCCUUCUUUACAUGACAGUAGCAGUCACAUGGGGAGACAAAUUAAGGGUAAAAGUUGGCUUGGGUUAAAGGUUAUUAGUAUUUAAUAGUACCUGAAAAAACUUGACGCUGGGAGUGGAUGGACAUCGCAUGAGGAAAAGAUCAAGACCGGUAAGAAGAAGCAGAAACAAAAGUAAACAAGCAAAGGAGUUGAACCGCCAGAAUUUUACAGUUAGUUACCUCUCAAGAGGAUUGGAACUUCCACGGGUUAAGUCGAUCUUGACAGUGCUCACAGCAAUAUCUUCUUCCUUGAGUGUAACAUCACUAGAUCUCUGUUUUGAGCAGGCAGCGGAUGUUGGUUGAGAAACAAAAUAGUACUAGUAGUAUUUCUAGAAAGCAAUGAGAGCACUUAUGUGUCAUGUUACCACCUGGGAGCAUAUAAUGUCCUGCGGAGUGACGUCCUUGAAGUGGUCUAGAUUUUCCUUUGGAACCGCAAACUCAUUGCAGAACUGGAACCCAUAGAGCACAGAGGCAAACAUUACAAAAGCUAAUAAAGAAUAGGCAGCGACAGCAAGAGAGAACACUCUCCCACUCCACACCGACAUAUACAAGUUCGCCUCCUACCUGGUAUAGAUCUCUUCUCCUGAUGCGUAGAACCAAAUCUCGGGCCUCUUUGAGUUCUGGUCUUUCGUCAACUUCAAUUCUUUUCAAUAUUGUGUCAUCCAGCUGUGCAAACAUUAUAAAACAGAGGACACUGAUGAUUAAACAAAGGUGGAAUAACAAAAUGACCCGAUGAUGAACUCGGAUGAUAGACGUUCAGAGUCGGUUGAUGUUCAAGAUGUUCAGACCUUCCAAAACUCUCCAGGAUUUUGAACAGCGUCAGCAAUUCCAAAGGCCUCAUUUGCUUUGGUUAGGGCAUCAACAGCCAUGAGUUCUAUCCCCUGAAGAUUAGAGAACCCGUGUAAACUUCAAACAUCAUAAUAUUUUAUUCCAGAAUGUAAGGAGUUUCACCUUCACUUUAGCAUGUGUAUAGAUUGUGCGGUGCAUUUCUGCUCGAGUCGAAAACAGCUUGUAUACCGUGAUAUCUACAAACAAUGAACCAUCAUCAUCAACAAUAGUGUACAGUGAAGUAGCUCCAGUAAUUUAGGAUUAAGUUCAAAUAAUACUAACAGUCUUUGGCACGGUAACAAAUCUCAUCACCCAAAACCCUCAUGGAUUCCAUUAACCUGGAUGUCAACAAAGCACCCAGAAGACAAGUUCACAUCAAAAUAAAAUGGUCCCAACUUCUCUCCCUGUGGGUCAUAUGAAUCAACUUUCAGCCUAGCAGCAAUUACGGUAACAUGAUGUUUGUUUCAGAUAAAAGCUUUCAUGAAAUCAUACGCAGGUCAGAGUAAAAGUGCAUAAUCUUUGGAGGAGUACACACCUCGCAAACAUAAAACCACAGCCAACUCCACAAGCCCAAGAAUCCCGAAUAAGGUAGUCAAACCUAAAUAAUGAGUAUUGGGAUUGGCAAAGUAAAAUGUAAUCAUCACAAACAAGAAUAUAACCAAGAUGAGGUAAAAAGAAGAAAAGAUGACGCACUUGUCAACAUCUACUCCAUUCCGGCCGUUUGCAACAAUGUCAUAGAGAAACUGCUUUCCAGUGGGACUCUACACCCAAAGAAAUUUCAACAAUUAACAAACUUAACGCAAGAUAAACGUCUAGAUAAAGC
Messenger RNA from Linum trigynum, 6548 nucleotides. The record is from the annotation of a GenBank genome assembly. Lineage: Eukaryota; Viridiplantae; Streptophyta; Magnoliopsida; Malpighiales; Linaceae.